Messenger RNA from Solea solea (common sole), 4003 nucleotides. RefSeq names its product PPFIA binding protein 1b (gene ppfibp1b). Lineage: Eukaryota; Metazoa; Chordata; Actinopteri; Pleuronectiformes; Soleidae. Gene Ontology annotation, molecular function: protein binding. Gene Ontology annotation, cellular component: presynaptic active zone. Bases 176 to 3070 code for a protein of 964 amino acids. The transcript is spliced from 27 exons. The record is from RefSeq and is a predicted model, not a curated record. Gene Ontology annotation, biological process: neuromuscular junction development.
GCAACUCUGUCACUUCGACAUCAUGGCGUAGAUGUGGACGUACGGGGGGUUACACUGGUGGGCACCGAUAAGUUUACAAACCAAGUACCGUGAAGUUGUUUUAAACUGUGAACGAAACGAACUAACGGGAAUAUUUUCAGUUAUUUGAGCAGUUUGGGUUCAUCAGUGACUGAAGAUGAUGUCCGAUGCCAGCGACAUGUUGGCAGCAGCCCUGGAGCAGAUGGAUGGCAUUAUAGCAGGAUCGAAGGCUCUGGACUACUCCAAUGGGUUGUUUGACUGCCAGUCGCCCACUUCCCCAUUCAUGGGCAACCUGCGGGCACUUCACCUUCUGGAAGACCUGAGAAGUGUCCUGGAGAUGAUGGACACUGAGGAAAGGGAGAAUCUGCGCUGCCAGAUCCCCGACUCCACAGCUGACAGUCUGGUCGAGUGGCUCAAUGGUCACCUGUCCAAUGGGCACAUCUCUCUGAGUGGUGGUGACCACUAUCAAGAAAGACUUACCAGACUAGAAUGUGAUAAGGAAUCCCUGGUGCUUCAGGUGAGUGUGCUGACAGACCAGGUGGAAGCUCAGGGAGAGAAGAUUCGUGACCUGGAUUUGUGUUUGGACGAGCACAGGGAGAAACUCAACGCCACUGAGGAGAUGCUGCAGCAGGAACUUAUGUGCAGAACUGCACUGGAAUCCCAGAAGCUUGAACUGAUAUCUGAACUGUCGAACCUGAAGCUGAAGUUUAAUACUAUCGACAAGGAGAGAGUGGACUUUGAUGACAGAUUUAGAGACAGUGAGGAUCUGAUUCUUGAUAUUAAUGAACUGCGGUACAGAUUGACAGAUAUGGAAAGUGAAAAACUACUGUAUGAAAAGAAAGUUAAAUCCACAAAGGAGGAACUAGCCGUGCUGAGGAGGCAGCUGGAGGGCAAAGAUGGAGAGAUGAGGAGACUACAGGAUGAGACAGGCUUCAAAGCCAUGGCCUUGAGCAAUGCAGAUCCCUCAGACAGAGUCUCUCAUCCAGAUGAAACUCUUAGAAAGAGGCUGAAAGAAAAACAUGUGGAAGUGCAGAGAAUGAAAAAGGCAGUUGAAUCUUUGAUGGCAGCCAAUGAAGAGAAGGAUCGUAAGAUUGAGGAAUUAAAGCAGUCGUUGGUACGGUACAAGAAAGUUCAAGACAUGGUGAUGUCGGUGCAAGGGAAAAAAGAUAACGAGUACAUUGAGAGUCAUGGUGAUGCGUCUCUCGCAUUUUUGUCGACCAUCCUUCCACCCACGGAGCCAGAAAAAAACGAAGAAACAGAUGUUCAUCAGUUGAAAAGGAAAAGCCCAGAUGAGCUGGAAAUUCUCAAUGGAAUGAGUUUAAAUUCUUCACCUUCACCAAGCUCAUCAGACCCAGAACAAGUGUCUGAGUCCACACCAACAGAUGUGGAAAGCAACCACGAUACCACAAAGAUGAGCAGCCAGGAACAUCUGGACAGGAGCAAUAAUGAAAAGAAUACAAGUGAGGAAGUCAGUAAGCUGAGUGAAAAGCCACCUUUGAACCCAUCUGCCACUUUACCUGCCGCCACCACCACCACCACAGAUGACGAAGCCUUUGGCUCUAGAAAGGCUCGUUCAUCUUUCGGAAAGGGUUUUUUCAAGAUCCGUGGGGGCAAGAAAACCGGCAGCUCUCCUAACCUUGACCGCAGCCGGAGUGCAAGUGCGCCUAUGCUAGCUGAGACAGAACAACAGGGUACCGACCAUCUCGAUUUGGCCGGGCUGCCGCAGAGGUCAGCAAACAGCGACAGCACCCACACACUUCCUACAACCCCAGAGGGCAGGAAAAAAUCCAAGGGAAUUAUGAAACUCUUUGGGAAGUUGAAAAGAAGUCAGUCUACCACAUUCACCCUCGACGAUAACCUACCAGAGGGUGAGUUCAAGCGGGGUGGAGUGCGAGCCACAGCAGGACCCAGACUGGGUUGGUCACGUGACCUCCAACAAGUCAGCAAUGAUGUUGAUGCUCCGUUUGCACGCUGGUCAAAGGAUCAGGUGUGUGACUGGCUCCAGGAUCAGGGUCUCGGUCUUUAUGUGAACAUGUCUCGUGUGUGGAUCUCCUCUGGACAGACGCUGCUACAGGCCUCACAACAGGACCUGGAGAGGGAGCUUGGCAUCAAACACCCGCUGCACAGGAAGAAGCUGCAGCUGGCUAUCCAGGCCCUCGGCUCAGAGGAGGAGGAGAAUAAGGGAAAGCUGGACUACAACUGGGUGACAAGGUGGCUUGAUGACAUUGGUCUUCCUCAGUAUAAGACCCAGUUUGAUGAGGGCAGAGUGGAUGGCCGCAUGCUGCAUUACAUGACAGUGGAUGACCUGCUUUCUCUGAAGGUGGGAAGUGUCCUGCAUCACCUCAGUAUCAAGAGAGCAAUACAAGUGCUUCGACUCAACAACUACGAGCCCAACUGCUUACGUCGUAGGCCAUCAGACGAGAACAACAUUUCUCCAGCAGAAAUCUCCCAGUGGACCAACCACAGGGUGAUGGAGUGGCUGCGAUCGGUGGACCUUGCUGAAUAUGCCCCCAACCUGAGAGGCAGUGGUGUGCAUGGAGGCCUGAUGGUUCUGGAGCCACGGUUCAACGUGGAGACCAUGGCGUUGCUGCUGAACAUCCCCCCGAACAAGACUCUGUUGCGUCGCCACCUCGGUACACAUUUCAACCUGCUCAUCGGCUCAGAGGCUCAGCAUCUUAAACAGGAGUGUCUUGAAAACCCAGACUACACACUGCUCACUGCCACCACCAAAGUCAAGCCAAAGAAACUGCCGUUUGGCAGCUUCGGCAGUCUGAGGAAGAAGAGGCAAGACGAGAAUGAGGAGUAUGUGUGUCCAAUGGAUGUGGAGAUGCCAAAGGGCAGAAGCUUCCAGAAAGGCUUUGAGCUCCAAAUCUACGAGGACGAACUUGACAGACUCCAACAGAUGGAGGACUCUGAGGGAACUGUGAGACAGAUUGGAGCUUUCUCUGAGGGCAUUCAAAACCUGACGAGCAUGCUGAAAGAUGACGAGUUCUUCAAAGAGAUUUCAAAUUCACCCAACCCCAGUGUAACAGAUGAGGAUUCCAACGCAUGAGACUAUCGGGCACCUUGAGACCUGGUCCUGCUGUGAAUGAAACUCUGUGCCAACCCUGACCACCAGACACGUUUCAACUCCACCCCCCCGAGAACACUCCACAUUUCUUUUUAGUGUUACAUUCAAAGAUAUGAGCCAAAAGUAUUAGUGUCUUUCUAGUUUCUGUUUUGAACCAUGGUGUCGUGACAGCCUACAGUCCAGUAGCCACUAUUCCUCCUGAACUUUGUCUCAUUACCGUCGUCGGAUGACAGAGGAAACACUUGGGGCAACACCACUGUUUGCCUGCCAGCUGGUUUCUGGAGAUCAUUUUGAACUGGGUUAUGAACUGGCAUCUUUUUUAUGACAGAACUGAAGUGUCAGCCAGCAGAAAGAUGACAUCUAGAAUAUGCCGACAUAGAUUUAAUAUAUAUCUUCGAAAUUGAUUUCUGACUGUAGAAAUAUUGGGAAAAUGAGAUGAACUUGAUAGAAAGCAAUAUGCUGAGUGGACGUCCCUGUUUUUAGUGUAAAGUAAUAAGUGAGACAGCUGCUAUGUUUUCUACAGAACUAAAGCCUGCUAAUUCAUUGAUGUGUCUUAUAUCGUAUCCUAUUCUGGAGACUUACCAGGUUUUCACUACUCAUCAGUAAUACUCUGCAUGCAUUUGCACCAAUACAUAUCAUACAGUACAAAACCUAAAGAAUAUCAUUGCAUGGUAUUGAAAUCCAACACAAUUAUACAGUAUAUGAGUGUCUUAUUUUGUUAGAACCAUGGAUUGAUUUUAAUGGAAACCUGAUAACUUGCAGGUAUUUUUGGAAAUAGAUUUGUUGCAUUUUCACAUUUGUGAUUCAAGAUAAUGAUGUAAUGAUCUUGUGGCCAUACCUAAGAUGAUAAAGUGUGUUCUCCUUUUUUUUUAUUAUUAUUUUUUAUGUUUAGGACCAAUAAAGUAAUUUAAAUCA